UGACAAAUGAGCCUGAUGAAUAUUAAAGCGAGACAGGUUUCCACUUCCCUCCGCGCUGUGAAGUUGGCGAAGGCGUGGGACAUGCAACUUGCAAAGGGAGAUGGUGGCUUUGAGAAUGUGGAGCUGGGUGUCAUAGGAAAGAAGAAGAAAAUUCCAAGGAGAGUUAUUCAUUUUGCAAGUGGAGAAACAAUGGAAGAAUAUAGCACAGAUGAAGAGGAAGAUGAACAAGAGAAAAAAGACUUGUUGCCACCUGUAGAUCCUACAACGCUCACCUGGGGACCCUACUUGUGGUUUCACAUGCUGCGAGUCGCAACAUCAACUUUAUCAGUAUGUGAUUUCCUUGGGGAAAAGAUUGCAUCUGUUCUGGGGAUAAGCACACCAAAAUACCAAUAUGCAAUUGAUGAGUAUUACAGAAUGAAGAGAGAGGAGGAAGAGGAGGAACAGGAAAACAAGAUGUCAGAAGAAGCAGAAAGACAGCAUCAGGAACAGCAGAACAAGCCACAGGCUGAAGCUCCUGUCCAGACAGACCAGCCUGAAGCAACAGCGUGCUCUUCAUUCGUGAAUGUAAACUUUGAAAAUGAAGGAGAUUGCCCGUCCAUUGGGAAAAAUAAACAAGAUGUAGUUCCCGUCCCUCCUUAAGUGUAAAGCUCUGUAUAAUGUAGGAAAUAAGAACUGUCAGGUGUCACAAUCUGGCUAUAAACAGGAAAAUAGGAUUAUACUUGUUCAGUGAAAUACAACUCCUACCAUUCUUAUUGAUCAGGAGAGAGCUAGGCAAUGUCAGUUCUGUCUGCCUAAUAAAGGCUGAGGCAUUCUGCCAAAUUGGCACUUCAGUUAAAAUGAAAAUUGCACUACAAACAUUUGGUCUAAAAUUGAAUGUGUGAGCUAAUUUCUGUGUAAAGCAAGUAAAAAUGUCUUUUCUUUGAAUUGCUGUGUCUCUAACACCUGUGGAUUGCAGAGGCAGUGCUGUUUCCUACUUCUAAACACCUGUUUCUGAUUUGCACAUUGUUUGCAACUCGGCUCUCUAUGAAUAGAUUAAUAGGAAUUAAUAUCCUGUAACUCACAAUAAUAAGAGUCUGAUUUCCCCUAUUUAUUGUCGCUACUGUAUGCAUGUAUCUUUUUCUGUUGUUAACAUAAGAGAAACUGUUAGAUUUAAUGUUAAUUAGAUUUAAGGGUCUAUUGACUUUUUUUAUUUAAAAAAAAAAAACUUUCCAGGGGGCUAUAAACACCCCCAAGAACUUAGUAACAAGUACCAGCACUCUUGGAGGCUGAUAGUGCUCAGCUGCUCCAUUCAAUGCUGUAGCAAAGUACAGAACUAUUGUAAGACAUUCCCACUAUAAGUCCAAGAAUUAAGAGACCCACGUGCUUGAAUCCAUACUCUCAAUGGUCCUGGGAAAGAAACUAAAGUCUUGCUAAAUUAUAUUGAGUGCACUGAACACUCUGUAUGGUACCAGUCUAGAACUAUGAAAACUUUUUCGGACGUAGAUUACCCAAGUCCAUGUACUUGAGCGACCUACACAAACUAUGUGUUUAAUGUUAAAUUACCAGUAAGGGAGGUGCCACUGCAGGUAUUUUUCUCCCCUCUAGCACAGAAUACUAAAUAACGAGAAACCACAAAACAAACUUGUGACUCUUUCCUUCUCUUAAAUAAACAGAGUGUGUUCUGAUACGGCACAUGCAGCAACAGUAAUUUUUAUUUUUGUCCCAAGUGAAGUGCAGGCAGCUCCAAAUCAAAUACCGAUUAAGGCGAUUUUACUGAAAUGACUGUUGCACCUGUAGCUGGUAAAAGGUGAAUGGUUUACUUUGCAACUACCAGAUGUCAGUGCCCUAGGCAUUUCUAUGGAGAACUGUUGUGGGUAAAGGAGCAGAGAACCUGCACUAGGUAUAGGUACCAUGGUACCUAUAUAUACAUAUACCUAUAUAUACAUAUGUGUAUAAAUAUACAUAUAUACAGACCUAUACAUAUAGGUACCAUUACUUCUGCCCUUGAGAUUUCCAAAAAAAAUUUUAAAAACAGUCUAGUGUUGCAUUGGGUAUCAUCACAUGUUCCUGGCCUUGCUUUCACUGCCAACUAACUAAGGAGCCUGAUGCAACACCACAGGCCAGGUAACUUGGCUAUUAUUUUCCAGAGUUAUGUAUAUCAGACACCCCUCGGCCUGAACUAGUGUCCUGGGCAGCACAAACUCCUCCUCUCAUCUAUCUGCAGCAUUCCAUCACUACAGAAAAUGUGAGGAAGAGGAUUCAGUCAUCAUCUCUUCUGUUUUGAUACUUUGCCUCUUUUAGAAUUUUAAGAUAGAGGGUGCUGACCUAAAAUCAUUCCUUAGCCCUGAACAUGUGCAAACGAGAGCUUGGUUCAACACCUGGGGAAUACAAAGAAAACCAGCUUGUUGAGAGUUCUUAUACUGUCAGAGAUAGAAAGCCUCACGUUGCUUGAGUAAUACCUUGACAGCUGAAGGAUGCUUUACUUUUCUUCCAAGAAAUUAAUGUCAGUUGGUUUUUUUACCUUCUCUCCCUAGUAUUUGUUACAUCAGAAAUACUCUCACUGCCUUGGGUUUAAACUUCUUUGUAUAAAAUACUCUUAUUACUCACUGUGCCUUAACUUAAUCCUUCCUUCAGUUUUUUGCAAACUGUAUGAAAGUUGUUACUUUCAUAUUGGUUUAAUUUUUCUGUAAAUGCAUUAAUUGGUUAUUUUAUAUUUAAUAUAAUUUUUGAACUGGAAGUUGGUUAUGGCUUUUCUUUUACAACUGUGUGGUCUUUGAAACUUUAUGCCUGUACACAGGUGCCUGUUCACUGUUUACAUCUUUACUAAGUCACACAUCCUGGUUGAAUAUUCAGGCACCAGAAUUCAAAAUAUCAUUCUACCCCACCCCUUCCUUAAGAGUCCCACGUAGUACUCUGUGUGUUCAGCACUACCUCAAACUAAUAAAUAAUGCAGGACUGCAAA
This is a messenger RNA of Manacus vitellinus (golden-collared manakin), 2941 nucleotides long. RefSeq names its product family with sequence similarity 177 member A1 (gene FAM177A1). The transcript is spliced from 5 exons. The record is from RefSeq and is a predicted model, not a curated record. Bases 7 to 639 code for a protein of 210 amino acids. NCBI's taxonomy places the organism in Eukaryota, Metazoa, Chordata, Aves, Passeriformes, Pipridae.